Messenger RNA from Helicoverpa armigera (cotton bollworm), 9427 nucleotides. RefSeq names its product rho GTPase-activating protein 190 (gene RhoGAPp190). The transcript is spliced from 40 exons. Gene Ontology annotation, molecular function: GTPase activator activity. Gene Ontology annotation, cellular component: cytosol. Gene Ontology annotation, biological process: regulation of axonogenesis; regulation of cell size; Rho protein signal transduction. The record is from RefSeq and is a predicted model, not a curated record. Bases 286 to 5079 code for a protein of 1597 amino acids. Lineage: Eukaryota; Metazoa; Arthropoda; Insecta; Lepidoptera; Noctuidae.
CUAUGGUGAUAAAAUAUUUUUUUACGUUGGCAGUACUGUAGUACAAAGCAAAGCGAGUUGUGUCAAGAAUUACUGCGUUUUUUACGAAAAAUAAUCUCAAAAUAUAGUUGUAAAAUGGAGAAUUCAUUGUUCAUGUGAAGUAAACUGAUGAAUUAAAACAUUAGAUGUACAUAUUAAUUAGUUUGGUGUUGAUAAGCGAACAGUCUGCUUAGUGUUGUGAUGUGUGUAUCAAGUAAUUAUAAUUUAAUAUCAUAUUGUGAACCAAUUGAGUGAUAAACUAGUAAAAUGGCUAAGAAAUCGGAUAAUACCGGCGGAAAGUUGGUCACCGUUUCUGUCGUUGGACUUUCUGGUACCGAGAAGGAGAAAGGGCAGCUUGGCGUCGGCAAGUCCUGUUUAUGUAACAGAUUUGUACGCACACACGCCGAUGAUUAUAAUGUCGAUCACAUCUGUGUACUGAGCCAGUCUGACUUCAGCGGGCGCGUGGUGAACAACGACCACUUCCUGUACUGGGGCAGCGUACAGAAGGAGAAUGACGAACAGGAGUACAGGUUCGAGAUUGUCGAGCAGACGGAGUUCGUGGACGAUGCCUGCUUCCAGCCGUUUAAAGUGGGUAAAACCGAAGCUUACGUAAAAAGAUGUGUGGCCACCAAGCUCCAGUCGGCUGAGAAGCUGAUGUACGUGUGCAAGAAUCAGCUGGGCAUAGAGAAGGAGUAUGAUCAGCGGCUGAUGCCGGAUGGCAAGUUGUCUGUGGACGGCUUCCUGUGUGUCUAUGAUGUCAGUCUCGUGCCGGGACGGACUUGGGAGAAGCAGAACGAAGUAUUAGCAGCAAUCCUUCAAAACAUUCUGAAGCUAAAGAAACCAGUGGUCUUAGUGACUUCGAAGAACGACGAGGCUUGUGAGCAAGGCGUUCGCGAAGCCGAGAGACUGGUGCAACGCAAGGAGUUCAAAGGCAGCAUUCCUAUAGUGGAGACUUCCAGUCAUGAUAAUGUGAAUGUAGACCACGCCUUCUUCUUGUUGGCUCAGAUGGUCGACAAGUCUAAGGCUAGGAUUAAGGUGGCUAACUAUGCAGAGGCGUUGCGGAUAAGACGAGAGACGCUUGACUUCGUGACUGAGGCCUUCACCCAGCUCAUCAGGAUGCAUGUGCAGGAUCACAAGGAGAUGUGGUCGGCAGCUAGCAAGAGAUUGUGUCAUUACCCGGAAUGGAUCAAGUUUGUGCAGCAGUUUGGAAACGACGGGACUCAAGUGGUGUACCGUCGUCACAUACGGAGACUGAAAGAAGAAAGAGCAGCUAAGAAGCUUCGCAAGCAGUUGGCUAAGUUGCCACAAGUGCUGUCUAGAAUGCAGCUACCCACUGAAGACUUGCAAGAGAAUGACUGGCCAAUGGUAGUACGUCAGCUACGUUCUCACCGCGACUUCUCGGUGUACUUCAGCGAGGGUCGGCACCAGGACUCGGGCUCUGAGUCAGGGUCGGAGCUGGACAGCCCCCUCGCUAUCGACACCACGCUCAGAGUCGGGGAGAGGGCUAGAUAUCAGACAUUGGGUCAAUCGCAGAAGAUACCGUACGAAAUACUGGAGUCUAACGAAGCAGCUGCCGUCUUCAAGACCUACUUACACGAGGCUCAGGAGGAGCAUAGGAAUUACGAAUGGUGCCAACAAUUCAAGCGUCUCCUCGAGGAGACCGGGUACGUGACCCCCGGCAAGCAGCUGUCGGAAGUGCGGGUGCUGCUGAUGGGGCGCGAGUGCUACGAGGCGCUGUCGGAGGAGCGGCAGCAGCGCGUGUACGACCAGCACCAGCGGCAGAUACAGAGACGCGCUAAGGACAACUUCCAGGAGUUACUGCUGGAACAUGCUGAUCUGUUCUACCACUUCAAAAGCAUAUCGCCGACCGGUACCAUCACUCAGGAGGACAUCAAAGAGAUCACUGAUGUACUUCAAGAUGACUUUAGAUACAAGAUGCUAGACCGCAUGGAGCAAGAUCGAAAGCUGAUGCUGUUCCAACAUCUAGGGUUUGUGCACUGUCCGAUGCGCGAGCACUGUCCAGCCGGCGCCAACUGCUUAGACGCCACCCUGCCUGUUAUACUCAAUACUAGAGUCGGAUCUUUGACAUCAACGGGAGAGUCUCAGUGUCACGCGGGACCUCCGGCGGCUCCAUGGGCUCUUACUACGGACUCCAACCAGAUCAACGUCAUUAUAUUGGGCGUGGAAGGCAUAGCGGGCGAGUUCGGCAAGCGCCUGCUAGCGGGCUGCGACUCGGAGCGUCGCGUCAAUGUGGCCGGGCACAGCUGGCGCGUCGAGCAGAGGCUGCGCACUGACGACUUCAGCGCUGAAACUACCUGCAUUGAUGAUUUUGCCCCUAAUGGAUACUUCUGUGUUUAUCAAGAUCAAGAGUCCUUCGAAUACAUCAGGGGUUGUGCUGAAAAGACGCUGCUUUCUAGCUUAGAACAAGAAGAUAAACUGCCUUUCCAGGGCCUACCAUUAGUAGUGAUGUUUGUGCAAGAUGAGGGCAUGGACAAGAAAGAACUCACGAGAUUGCAGGAAGAGGGACAGAAUCUGGCUGACAACCUACACUGUUCGUACAUGGAGGCGACAGUGAACGAGCUGGGCACGGAGGGUCUGACGUCGGACGCGGUGCAGGAGCUGGUCCGGGCCAACAGGGAGAAGGCGAGCUACGCGCAUCUCUACAGAGACGUUAUUGUCUGCUUCGAUUCCGAUAUCAGGAUAAUGGUGUGCAUGUUCUGCGACGACCCGUACUCCCCCGAGCGGGUGCUGAGCCCGCUGCUGCUGCACCGCGCCUGCUUCCUCACCGGCGACCGCUCCAUCGUCAUCGAGACCUUCCUCGGCGACUCCAAGAGGAAAGUCGAGGUGAUAAUCUCAAGCUUCCACGGUGCGAGUCAGUUCCGAGAGGAGCUGAUCCACGGCUUCAUACUCAUAUACUCCGCCAAGAGGAAGGCUAGCUUGGCUACUUUGAACGCCUUCUCAAUGAACAUCCCGAACCUACCAAUACAAAUGGUAGCGGUCACCGAUGGUGGAGGUUCUGCAGCCAGCACGUUCUUCGGCACAGACCUCGGUCACGCGCUCAUCACGGAAGGCAACGCGACGGCAGACCGGCUGUGUGCACACUUCACUACUUACACGUCUAGUGCUGAGAAUAAGUCUGCGUUCUACACGCCGUUCUUCAAGGAGGUGUGGGAGCGUAAGGGCGAGAUCGAGCGAGCCUUCCGCAUGGAGCAGCCGCACAACCUGCCCGACGUGGCCGCCGCCCGCCCCGCGCCGCCGCCCAGGAACCACUCCUACCAUCUCAACCAUAUGAGAGAACAUAAGCUGACGAAUUCACUGGACUUACUGAUCGGUCCCGACUCACGUGCAGACAUCGAUUCUGAAUACAGCGAUACACUCAACAAUUCUAAGAAUAGAGGAUUUCUGAAAGGUUUCAGCGUAUAUCCUCCGCCUAGUACGCCACCGGAGCCCGCACCUCCAGACCACAGGAUGCAUGCAGAUCUAUCACCGGAUCUCAACUGUUCGGAGGAUUCGCUCAGCACCCACGAGUCAGAUGGCGGCGGGCUGUGGCAGCCGGCCAGCUACGGGCACCGCGCGUUCACGACGGGGCGCACGCGGCCGCACCAGCCGCCGCCGCGCGUCAGGCACUCGCAGACUUUGAAGCAACCAGGCAAGCUGGACAUGAAUAACUACACGAUGGUUAGCGACGCGCUACAGCACAUCACUAUUGGUCCUCCUGCACACUCCAGGUCUGAUAGAAAGACCCAACGUACGGGUUGGACGCACUCGAGCGGGCAGCAAGGCGGUCAUCACCACCAUCCUUCCGGAGUCAGCUCUGAAACUGAACUAGAUGCGCAGUAUGCACAGAUCAAAGAGACCAACGAAUAUAUGGAAGCGCCAUCUAUGAUGAGAUUAAGAAGGCAUCGACGGCACGAGAAGGCGCCGCUACAUCAGCCUUCGUUCUCGGAGACGGACAGCUCGGGCUCGAGCUCGGGCUCUGGCGCAGGGAGCGCGGGCGCGGCGCGGCCGCACGUGCGGCGUCGCCACAACGCGCACCACGCGCCCAGGCACUAUAAGAAACGAUCAUUGGGCAACCUGGUAGCCGUCCAAAGCCCGCGCGUGCCCAAGUUGGGCAUGUUCGUGGGACCACCCGAGUUACCCACCGGCUACAGAGCCAGGACACAGGAGGACAAAGCUGCAAGUGAGUCAAGCGAAGGCAGUUCGGAUGGCGAGACCCGGAGGCCCAGGCCUCUGCCCCCGCCGCCGCAUCACGAACCUACACAUAAGAUGCUAUCAGGCGAGUACCCAUCGUCAGCGCAAGACAACUCGUCAUCGAGCACGGCGGACACGCGGCGCCGUCAUCAUCCCUUUAGCAAGCACGACCGCAGGCAUAAGGAGUUCUCAAAGAGCAAAGAUUCAAAGAAGAAUGCAGCACAAAUUAACAACACGCAGUCAGUACAAAACUGGGGUCCACAGGGCGGUCACGGCAUCCCUCUGUUCGUGGAGAAGUGCGUGGAGUUCAUCGAGCGCGAGGGGCUGGCGUCCGAGGGGCUGUACCGCGUGCCCGGCAACCGGGCCCAUGUCGACAUGCUCUUCAACAAGUUCUAUGAAGAUCCAAAGGUAGACCUGGACUCGCUGGACAUCCCGGUGAACGCAGUAGCGACUGCGCUGAAAGACUUCUUCUCGAAGCGUCUGCCGCCGCUACUCGACGAGGCCAGCAUGGCACAGCUUGAAGAUAUUGCCACGAUGCGAGGCUGCAUCGCCGGCGGCGUGGAGCUGAAGGACCGCAGCUGGCGGCUGCUGGCGCUGCGCUCGCUGCUGCACUCGGCGCUGACGCCUCUAGCGCGGGCCACGCUCGACUACCUGCUGCAUCACUUCGCCAGGGUGGCGGACAACUCAAAACUGAACUCGAUGGAUAGUAAGAACCUCGCGAUCUGCUGGUGGCCGACCCUGCUGCCGGUGCAGUUCUCGGACAUGGGCCGCUUCGAGAUGACGCGGCCCUACCUCGAGGACAUCGUGCAGACCAUGAUCGACCAGCACCCCUUCCUGUUCCGAGGGCAGGAAGCCUUCGUCAUGGUGUGAGGACAGUGUGAACCCACAAUGCAGGUUGCAUUCGUGAUGGACGACGUGUAACGUCAGCCGCGUUUGGCCGACGGCAGCGGCAUUUGUGCGGCUCGCUUACCAUACGAUACUUAGCGCGUAAGUUCGCCUACACCCGCGCGUGACGUCACCCGCCCCGACGGCGACGGUGACGUCACGACGGACAGACCCUACUGCGAGGUAUUAAUAACCCUAAUACACUCGCAGUAAAGUCUCACAUUUAUUGGCAAGCUAUUGUUGUUCUAAAGUAGGUUUUUACUAUAUAAAAAUGUCUGUUGAUCGGUAUUCCAUACGUUAGAACAAUAACCUUAUUUUUCCAUGCGGUUUUUCAUAUCAAUAAAGCUUAGAGAUUGCGUAAUCGUCAUUGCUUGCAUUUUGUGGACAUUUGAUUUGUAUCGAUAUUAAUUUUUAAUACGAUGGACUAGUGAAUCAGUAUUUUAAAUAGAUGUUUAUCAAAAUUGUACCGCAUUUGUAAUAGUUUUAAGUGGAAAUGCACAAAAGUAUUUAAACAAAGUGUUUUCUAAACUUAAGUAACUGGUAUGAUAUUUAAACGUUUAUAUUUGUAAUCAAUUAAUGGCAACACCAUGUAAUGAGCACAUUCCGUUCAGAAAUAUUAAGUGUUAAAUAAUUAAUGGAUAAUAUGAUUAAUGAUAGUGAUUACAUAACCAUGGGUUUAAUCGGUCGACAGUAAGGAUUGGUAUAGAGAAAUGCUUAAGGGCGCUUGUUUUUUAAAUAUUUUUUAUAUGGCAACUUUUUUCGUGACGUCAUGUGUCUCUUGAUCUAUUGGCUAUCAAGUCCAGUUUUAUUUUUUUAAGGUAAACCAAAAUCUAUCCCAGUGUUAGAAUAUUUUAAUGAAAUUAAAAUUUAAUUUAAGAAAUUGGAUCUACUUAUCUAAAUCCAGGGGACACAUUAUUUUAAGUUUUAAUAAAUCUAACCAAAAUUAUUUUUAAUAUUUGAAAUUGAAUAACGCUUACUGAUUUAAUUUUUACUAAGACCAUUUACAAAAUCUUGCCAUUAUUAUAAAACGUAUUAAUCAAUUUAAAAAGUAAUAAGCAUCAAAGUAAUCACAAGAGAACGAUUAUAGUUGGUGAAUUUUAUGGCGAUGUUCCAACUCACUUUUAUCAUAACGUAAUAAGGUCUAUAUUAAAACGAAUGAACUCCAAAAGACAUCUAAUGUAGUCCCGAUUUAAAUAACAGAAUACUAACAAAAUAAGGGAGAUAGACAUAUUGAUAAAUAUUUUAGACCUAAAUGGGAUUGCUGAUCUGUAAAAAAAAAAUGAAAAUGCAAAAAAUACAUCAACUAUAAAAAUAAUUUUCAAUACAAAAGGCAGCUUCUUUUUUUUAUUUUAGAGACUGAAUAUCAGCUAGUUCCUUUGACACUGAAUCCAAAUUGAGCACUUAAUUUUAAAAGAAUAUUACUUAAAAUUAACUUUGAUUAGCGGGUGGUGCGUUGUUUAUUUUUAAACACCAAUAUUUUUAAAUACUACCUACGUGUAUAAUUUAGGUAUGGUACGGUAGACCGCACAUCAGAGGUAACUGUUAUGUACCUUAACUCCUUAACUCGAUUGUAAUAAGGACUGUACUAGACGUAUAUUUUAUCUAUUCCUCUAUAUAAAAUUCAUAUUAUUCGUACCCAUAAAUGAAACCGGUCCUUUUAUUUAUCAUGUUUCUACCUGAUCCAAUAUGCGUAUAUUUUUGACGUUUUAAUCGAUCUUAAGUAUAAGCCUUUAAAUUACCUAUCAAAAUCAACUGUGGAGAAUAUACAUAGUUAAUUGUUUUACGUGUAGGAAGGUUAUUUAAAAAUUGGUGUUUAAAAAUAAAAUAACAAACCAAUGUAUAGCGGAUGGCCUAUUUUGUAUAUUAAGUGUUAGAUAGACUGACGUAGUAUAUGUGUAUCUCACUAUUAUUUAACACCUAUGUAUGUACACUUUCUUUAUAUCUUCCAUAUUUCCAUACUAAUCUUAUGAAGUAAAUAACCGUUCGUUUGUAAGGGAUGCGUGGAGACGGAUGAAUUUGUAGUCGAUAAAUUGACACGAUUCCGGGUUCCGUAUCGAUAAAACGAGUUUGAAAAACAUCGACCCGAUGUCCGCUAAUAAUGAUCUUUGCAUACAUAAUGAAUUACUCAGAGAUACAGUACUUUUUCUGCUAAUAAAACUUGAUGUAUUUAGUAAAAGGUCUGCUAUAUUAUUUCUUACCAACGAACAUAAAAUGAUGCGGAACCCCACGAGUAUAACUCGUCCAUUUCUAAUGUAAAAACAUAUUUUUUUCAUAACUCUAAAUAUGAGUAUUACUUGUUGCAAAGUUCUUAUGCCAUUAGACAUUAAGAAUGUACGUGCACCUUUGUUCAAUUGUACUUUAUUCAUUUCCAAAACUAUAUUUCUAAAAAUAUUCUUCUUAAAAAAACUUAAUUUAAAAAUUGUAUUUCAUGAUAUUAGAUAUUGUAACGUGGAUUGCUUGGAUAUUUUUUCAGUGUUUAAAAGUACUUUGUUGUAUUGUCAAUGUAUUUUUUGUAAUAAAUAGGAUGAAUGUAAUAUUUUGUGUCUAUAUCCAUUUUAUUGGCAUUUAGGUGCGUUCAGAAAUAUACAAAGUUACUUGUAACUUUUCAAUAUUUAUUUUAGAGAUACAUACAUACAUAACAGUUUGAUAUUACAUGAUUGUAAAAAUUCUGAAAUAUUUAAAUGCCAAUGAAAUGUGAAGUAUUCUACCUUGAUUUACGUCUUUAAAUGUUUGGUAUUACAAUGUCUUCGACUAUAACGAACUCUUAUCGUAGAUUUUACUCAAUUCCAUUACGUUGAUUUGCAAAAGCAAUUUCGGAUUUGUACUAAGCAUCGCGAGUAAAGUAUAUGUAACUAUUUAAUAAGUAUAUUUAAUAUAUUAGGUGUCUUCAAUAAGCAUAGUUAAGAAUGUACGUAAGUUUUUAACGAUAUAAUGUCAUUAUAUGAUUGUCUCGCUCGCACUCGCGCGAGUUCCGUAAGCCCGAGCGCGUGCGAGCGAGACAACAGUCAUGUCCAUUAGGGGAAUGAUGUGAGGGAAUUUUUUAUAUUUUACUAUGAAUCGAAAAAGACAUAGAGCCUACCUGUGUUUGAAUAUUAUUUUUCUAGAAUUUUUCACCUUUCUUAUAGAUCUCACUUGCGGUGAUACACCCUUUAAUUUUAAAUUAUUAUUUUUUUAUCGUAAAAUUUCCCCUAAUGUUUUUUUGAAAAUGCAAUUUCUAUAUAAAUAUUCGAUGUAAAUAUUGUACAUUCAUUCAUUUUUAUUAUUUUGCUUAAUUUAUUUAUUGAGAUAUUGUUUUAUCAAAGAGUUUUAAAGCCAUAUAUUUGUUACUCCAUGCAAUAUUAUGAGUGUUUUUUUUAAGUUGUAACUUUGAAUUUGUUUAAUUUUAUUUUUGAGCACAUGUUUUUCUAAUGGAUUUCGUGAACGUGCCAUUUUAUUUUAAACGUGCGGUGAUUUCGGAGAUUCCUAAAACUUUUUGUAAUUGUCAUUUUUGGUAGUAAACGCUUUUACGUUCGAAAUUCUUUCCUGUAGGUUUCUCGAAUGUUCUACAGUAGAAAUCAAUGUACGCUUAGCUCUGUGGCCUGGCGCCGCCCGUGUGCUCGUUGUGGCUAGGUAUUGAAGUAGUGGGGGUGCUUGUGUAAGUUAUCAUCUAAGGAGUGAGAUAAUGAGAUUGUGACGAGCGAGGUAGCUCUCGCAAGUGUAAGGUUAGAGUGGGGAUUCUAAUUAAACGUGAACUGCGCUUGGGAGCGGGGUUUUUAAACAGUAUUAUUAUGCAUUUAAUCGGCUGACUGAAAUCAUAUAACAGUAUUAAUUGAAGUAUGUAUUAACCUAAAGUUAUAUGCCCAGACUCUACCAAAGUGGAAACGAGCAGCGAAGCGGAGUACUCUUUUAACAACCAAUGGAAACACGAUGUUUGGAUAUGUAGCGAAAUUCUAUUGGUUCUUCAAAAACGCUGCUCAGCUCUGCUCGUCUCCGCUUGGGUAAAUUCCGGGCCUUCUAACUAAAUGGUUAACUGUCGGUAUAAUUAGUAACAGUAAGGUAAUUAAAUAAAAUCUAAAGUUAUGUUUUAUUCGAAAGAUUAUCCAGGAUUAUUCUUUAAAAAAUCCAUCAUUUAUUUGGUAGUGGUUUUACAUGAUACCAGCAUUUAUCCCCGCUUGCCAGAGGCAGUCACGGAAUAUUAUUAUAAUGUAGUGUGAUCAAUGUUGUGAUAUUAUGGUUGAAGUGUAGGGGGCGCCGGGCCACGCAGCGUGUCAUAUGCUAUGCGUCUCAAUUACUGAGAAACACGACUCAAAAGGAAUGUGUCAUAUUUUAUAAUAAAUAAUCAUCUAUGUAAUGA